AAGUAGGAACAGGGACAACAAUAUACUUAAGAGUUUGAUGGCUACAUGGAUCGCUGUGCGACAGAAUUGGGCAUCCAUUCAAUGCCGAUUAAUCACAAACGGCCAACGAAUAAUGUAAUAUUUGUAAAGCGAUGUUUACAUUCAAGUGCGAUCGAGGCGUGACCGCUGACAAAGAAAAGUUGCGCGCAACAUUUCACAGCGGUCGCGCCACGCUAGCGCUUGAUUCAAAUAAACUCUUAACACCGCUUAAAUCAUACAUUGAAAUAAAGUAACAAUUACGUAUUCCACAUGUAUCUAGAUGGCUUUGAUUGUGGGUACGGUUAAAGCAAAUCAAUCAAAGUAAGCUUGGUCAUAGCAAAUCUUGAUGAACAUCACCAGAAACAGUUUGGCCGUUCGGUAGAAGGAAGCUACUCCAAAAUUUUAGUGAUAAAAAAUCUCAGUUCAGAAGAAUGGCCAGCGCUGAAGAGAAUAACCAGCCGGAAGUGUUGCCACGAAACUCAACAAUUGAACAGGAAGCUACAGGAGAUGCAUUAAGCGUUUCUAAAGCCUCCGUCCUGUCACAUUCUUUUGAGCCAAAGCUGUCGGCCAUUAUCGAAGAAAAUGAUGCAUCCGUGGCGAAAGUAUCGUCCGCAUCUUAUCCCCAGGGAAACCGGAUUGACGAAUUGGCCCGUCCAAAGGUGAUGCAUUUGCAGGAAACAUUAGAAAAACUCGAAAAAAGCACCAACAACGAAAUGAAUGAACGAAUUACGAAAUUGAAGAUGCGAUUACGUGAACUUCGGGGGUCGGAAAAACAUAUCCGUUCGACAGAAACCGAACAAUCGUCCAAAAAAAUAUCAGGGAACUCCGAACUGAUUUUCAACAAAGUACAGUCCAGUCUGCGAAAAGCAGCCUUUCAACAGUUGGCCAAACAAAUUAUCGAUAAAAUGCCCGAGUUAAUCGUUAAGAUGCAUUAUACAAGUGGACAACAAAUUACCCCAGAAAUGAAAACUCUUCUGGACACACUAUACGCUACACUAAUUCAUUAUCUGGGGCAACCAACGAAUGAACAUGAGGAAAGAACUUUCAGCUAUCUUUGCUAUGGAUUAGCAAAAUUUUUGGAAAAAAUAAUUGAAAAUGUGCCCAACAAUCAGCAAGAAAGCGGAAGGAUUGCGCAGGAUGGGAAAUCGGGUAAAGGGCACUUUCCUUUAGCGGUUCAGCUGGCCAGAAACGCAUAUAAAGAACGCCAAUAAGCAGUUCCGGCUGUGUAGUGUUUUUUCAAAAGAAAUAUAUAGUUCCGUGGCGGUUUUCCAUGAAAAUUGUGGAAAACGAAUAGCAAAAUAAAGAAUUCAAAACAAAAAUGUAAAAAGUGCUUUUUAUUGCAGUUUUUAUUGCACCAUUCGCUAGCUGUCAAACGCUGCGGUAUUUUGUUUACAUUCUGUGACUAAUACGAAUUCGUACGAAAUAAGCAAGGCACAGUUUACUUGUUCGUUCAUUUAGGGAUUAGAAACCCAUCCAUAAAAUUUCGUGCAUGUUGAAUACAAACAGAAAUGGAAGCAGAAAGCGCCAACGAAGCCGUUGACGAUGCAUUGGAGAAUGAUGAUGAGGCAUCGCAAGUUUCUUCGAUCGGCGAUUUUUCUGCCAGCGAAGAUGAAUGGAUUCCGGCAAAGGAUGAACAAAAGAAAGGUGCGGAAACAAGUGCUAAUCGAAAAGGGAAAGAAAAACCGACGAAAAUACCUGUCGGUCCGGCACGGGUAUCACGACGGAUUGCCGCAAAGAAAGGGAUCAUUUUACCAGAAGAGAACCAGAAUCAAGAACCGGUUAGUGUGUCUACUCCCGAUGGAAGCGCUAGUGAGGAUGAGUCGGAUAGCGAGAAGCUAAAGAAACCUCCGAAAAAAGCAAAACGAAAACCACCGGCCCGUAGUAAAAUGAAGUCCGUGGAGCGAAAGAAAACACUAGCCAGCGAUGAACCAAUCAAACUGACCACCUUUACCGUGGAGGAACUAUAUCGCAAAUAUCGCCCAGAUUUAGCACAUCCGGCAAGGCCAAGUACCUCGAAAGGACAAACGGUGGUACCUCCCGCAAAGCGACGGAAACCGAAUCCGGAGAGUGGUGAAGAUGGAAUGGGAAAUGAAUCUGAUAGCAGUGGCGACGAUCAUCUGGUCGAUCCGAGUGAGUUGGAUUUGAAUUCGGAUUUUUUUCGACCGUCGGAACAGGAAAAAGAACAGCGGCAAGCGGUGGAUCUGUACUUCGAUUGCAACGCUGGUGUUGAGCUGACUGAUUCAGAAACCGAAGAGACCGAUGUAGGUGAUCAGAUUGAAUGCGAUACGAAGGGUACGGCAACAGAGCCCAAAAACCAAUUGCUUGCAGAUGCGGAGCUGGGCAAAAAAUUGAUUCAGCAAAUUAAUCAAUCUAGCAAAGCGUACAUGCAAAUGGUUAAUUUGGCACAAGCUGCCACAGCGCGGGCAACGAAGGACCCCAACCCGGAUGCAGGAUCAUCCAAAACAAAGAUCACUUUAAACGAUCGCCAGCAAGAGGAUAUUGAUAGAUUGUUGGUAGCGGGUGAAAAGCUGACCACUCGAGAAGGCAAAGGUCUAACCGUUGGCUUCGGCAGAACCGAUUUUGUCAAGGUAACACCGACCAAUCAACCGAAACAAACUGAUGGACCGAAGGAGAUAGAAAUUACGCUACCAAUUGCGCCGGACGCGAACGGUAAGGCAGCAUCAUCCAAACGUACCUUCGAUGUACUGACGGCGUUGAAACGGUUUAUGAACCGGGAAAAGCGCAACAGUCAACUUCACGUCCAUAAGGUGACACUGCUCUGCUGGAUCGGUCACGGCACAUACGUGAAUAGUGCGCUCCGGAAGCCUUCAUUGAUGCGUUUCGCACAAAAGAAACUGCUGCCGGGUGUGAUGGGUCAGACGAGCCGGGUUAGCCGCCCGAACGGACUCACCAAUGUACGGUACUUUCAGGAACUGACACGCUAUUACAGACGCACCGUCACGCUCAAGGACGAUACGAUAUUUUACCGCCAGCGGCAACACCCACCGCUUGGCAAGUUCCUUAUAUUCGCUAUCGCCAAAAAGGUCACCUACUGUCGCCGUGAUUACAUUCUGCUCUUUGUACUGAUGCUUCGAAUAUUGGGCGUUCACGCGCGGCUAAUAAUUUCCCCACCGGUUCCUCCCAAACAUCUCCCAUCCGAUCAACUGUACCGGAUGAAUCCAAAGUCCCCGCAGGAGAUGGCGAUGGAGAGGAAACUGUUGCAGGACUUUCGCCUAGCGCCUCGUGACAGUAUGGUGUACGUGGCCAAACAGAAGUUGCGUGCGUUGAUCGCCAAACAAAGGGAUGCGUCACAAACGGCCAAAGGUAAACGGCGACCUGCCGGAUUUUCCAUCCCGCAGCUGGAUGGCGGUACAGACGAUCGAAUUGUAGCGCAGGAAAAGACCAAAAAGGUAAAGCUUAUGACGGGAUCGUUUUUGAAGGUGGAAAGCAAUCGAACGGUUCAGCCCCAGAAGACAGACACGGAUACGACAACCGAAACAGACGAUCAGUCCGUGACGGAUGAGGUGCAGAAAAGACGCGAACGAAUAUUGGCCGCAUAUCGUGCACGGGCGGCGAAGCUUGCUGCUAAAAAAGAGGCACAGACCGACGGCGCUGAAGAUGCGAAAAAGAAAUCGAAGAAGACGAACGGCAAGAUGGGAGUGGAUUACUGGGUGGAGGUGUUUUGUGAGCACGAAGACAAAUGGAUCACAAUCGAUGUGCUGAAUGGGGACGUCUAUAAGCUGGAGAACAUUGUGAAACAAGCAACCCAACCGAUCGUGUAUGUGCUGGCGUGGAACAAUGACGGUACGAUAAAGGACGUAUCGCCACGGUACAUCUCUCGGCUCGGGAGUAAGAAGAGCAAACUUCGCGUAGAAGAUGCCUGGCUGGAGAAAGCCUUGCGCCCGUACCGUGGUAAACGGACCAAGCGUGAUCUGAUCGAGGACGUUAAGUUCGAUCGUUUGCUCAACAAGCGGCCCUUCCCGGAGCAGAUUGGCGAGUACAAAAAUCAUCCCAAAUACGCAAUCGAACGGUAUCUUCUGCGCAACGAAGCCAUCUACCCGCCGGAUGCACCCGUCCUCGGUUACAUUCGCGAGGAACCGAUCUAUCUGCGCGACUGCGUGCACACGCUGCACUCGCGCGAAUCCUGGUUGCGGCAGGCUAAAACAGUACGGCUGUACGAGACACCGUACAAGGUGGUGAAGGCGAAGGCAAAGUACGAUCGUUUCACCGGUGCGGCUAUUACCGGGCAGACGGUGGAACUGUUCGGUGAGUGGCAGGUGAAAGACUACGAACCGCCGGUUGCGAAGGAUGGACUUGUGCCGCGCAGUGCGUACGGGAACGUGGACCUGUUUCAACCGUGCAUGCUACCGAAGGGUACGGUACAUCUGCAGCUACCCGGCCUGAAUCGUAUCUGCCGACGGUUGCGCAUCGAUUGUGCACAGGCAAUCACUGGGUUCGAGUACCGGUCCGGCGGUUGCCAAGCGGUGUACGAUGGGUUUGUCGUGUGCGAAGAGUUCCGCGAUCGGGUGCUGGACGAAUGGUACCAGGAGCAGGUGGAACUGCAGGAGAAAGAGGACGAACGGCGGCGGAAGCGUAUUUAUGCGAACUGGAGACGUUUGAUAAUGGGCCUAUGCAUACGAAAGAAGCUAAAAGAUCGAUACAACUUCGAUAAUAUGUAAGUUAUUGGGCUAAGUAAAGGACUAACUGUUUAAAGCA
Molecule: messenger RNA, 4734 nt
Organism: Anopheles funestus (African malaria mosquito)
Lineage: Eukaryota; Metazoa; Arthropoda; Insecta; Diptera; Culicidae
Product: DNA repair protein complementing XP-C cells homolog
Exons: 4
Coding region: 1527-4697 (1056 amino acids)
Biological process (GO): nucleotide-excision repair; mismatch repair
Cellular component (GO): XPC complex; nucleotide-excision repair factor 2 complex; cytoplasm
Molecular function (GO): single-stranded DNA binding; damaged DNA binding
Source: RefSeq, a predicted model, not a curated record